GCGUCGGUUGUACCUAUCAAAUAAGGCCAAAAUCUAUAUGUAUUUUAUUUACCAUUUCUUUGUAAUGGAAAUAUUAUAAAUAUAACAAAUAAACAAUAAUAGGAAGACACUAUGGCUGCGGGUCCUAUCGCCGAAAGAAAUCAAGAUGCUACAAUAUACGUGGGAGGUCUUGACGACAGAGUUACAGAGAGCUUGCUAUGGGAAUUAUUUGUUCAAGCUGGACCCGUGGUGAAUGUUCACAUGCCUAAAGAUCGGGUGACGCAAACUCAUCAGGGUUAUGGAUUUGUUGAGUUUAUGGGAGAAGAAGAUGCAGACUAUGCCAUUAAAGUAAUGAAUAUGAUAAAGUUAUAUGGUAAGCCGGUAAGAGUGAAUAAGGCAUCGGCACAUCAAAAGAAUCUUGACGUAGGAGCCAAUGUGUUCAUUGGGAACUUGGAUCCUGAAGUUGACGAGAAACUAUUGUAUGAUACGUUCUCUGCGUUUGGAGUUAUAUUACAAACACCAAAGGUUAUGAGAGACCCAGAGACUGGUAACUCCAAAGCAUUUGCUUUUAUAAACUUCGCAUCAUUCGAAGCGUCUGACGCGGCGAUAGAAGCUAUGAACAACCAGUAUCUAUGCAACAGGCCGAUUUCUGUAUCAUAUGCGUUUAAGAAGGAUGUUAAGGGUGAAAGGCACGGUUCUGCAGCUGAGAGAUUACUCGCAGCGCAAAACCCGCUAUCCCACGCGGACAGACCGCAUCAGCUCUUUGCGGAUGCGCCACCUACCAUCCUUGGACCAAUGAUGAUGGCUCCACCACCCCCUCCAACACCAACACCCAUGCCACCUCCAGGCCCACCUAUGUCUGCGAGACCACCACCCCCCCUACCAAUGUCAGCGCCACCACCUCCCCCGACAUCCAUGCCACCCCCAGGACCACCUCCACCCCCCGGCCCGCCGCCUCCCCCUCCCCCGUUCCACCACUUCCCUCCCCCUCCCUUCGGACCCCCAGGGUUCGGGCCACCUCCCCCCCCAGGUGCAAGACCCCCUCCCCCAUGGAGACCACCUCCGCCACAGUUCAGACCGCAGUUCCCGCCGCGUGGACCGCCGCCGUUUGGACAUCCUCCGUUCCCGCAUCACCCCCCGGAACCAAAUUAUAAUUAUUAAGAGCUAUUAAAUAUAUUUUUAGUAAUAA
This is a messenger RNA of Colias croceus (clouded yellow), 1168 nucleotides long. RefSeq names its product splicing factor 3B subunit 4 (gene Spx). The transcript is spliced from 6 exons. Gene Ontology annotation, biological process: positive regulation of mRNA splicing, via spliceosome. Gene Ontology annotation, cellular component: nucleolus; U12-type spliceosomal complex. Gene Ontology annotation, molecular function: RNA binding. Bases 112 to 1140 code for a protein of 342 amino acids. NCBI's taxonomy places the organism in Eukaryota, Metazoa, Arthropoda, Insecta, Lepidoptera, Pieridae. The record is from RefSeq and is a predicted model, not a curated record.